This is a messenger RNA of Trypanosoma conorhini, 711 nucleotides long. Its product is annotated as peptidyl-tRNA hydrolase, PTH2 family. Lineage: Eukaryota; Euglenozoa; Kinetoplastea; Trypanosomatida; Trypanosomatidae. Gene Ontology annotation, cellular component: cytosol; mitochondrion. The transcript has a single exon. Bases 1 to 711 code for a protein of 236 amino acids. The record is from RefSeq and is a predicted model, not a curated record. Gene Ontology annotation, molecular function: peptidyl-tRNA hydrolase activity.
AUGUACACCAACGGAGAGACGCAGACGACCGGCGAUGUUGUGGGGACACUCACGCUUAGUCUGUUGGGCUUUUUUCUUGGCUGUGUAACGGUUGUUGCGCUUGACUGGCUCCUCCGCCGAUGGCAAAGAGGAUUACUGGGAACUCGCAUUCCCUCUGGCUCAUCUGCGGAGGGGAAUAAGCAGCCGCCUACCCUGCCACCGCAACCGCAGCCGCCGCCUUUCACUUCUGCGGCUGGACAGGAAGAAGAGGAGGAGGAAUGGAGUACUGAGGCCGAGGAAGAGGAGGAGGAGGAAGACACCUCUGGGUACGACAGUGAGUUUGAACGCAUGGAGGAGCUUCAGCUAAAAAUGGUGCUCGUCAUUAGACGAGAUGUAAAGGCAGUGACUACGAACGACAUCUGCGCUCUCUCCGCCGGGGCUGCUGUGAGCCUGGUGCAGAAAAUACAAGGCGAUAGGGAGCACGAGGAGUGGAAAGCGUGGUACGACUGGUGGAGACGUGUGGGAUGCACUAAAAUCACGCUUAAAUCCCCUGAUAGCGACACACUUCGAAAGGUCGCACUUGCCGCGGAGGCGGGUGGUCUUCCGUGGCACGGCACCACGCCCCUGGCCGAGGAAUACAGUGCAGAGCAGAUGGGAGUGCUGGUGGCGGUUGGCCCAGCACCGUCUGCGGCACUGAACCCUAUCACUGGAAAACUGAAGCUGCUUUCCUGA